UUAUCCGUAAUACACUUCCUGAGUCGUGGAAAGAUCGUCGACAAGAGUUAUCUCGAGCGUUGUCCAUCCUGUUCACGGUUCGAAAGGACCCCAUGAAACCAUAUCGGCCUACUGCUGGUCUCGGACUCUAUUCGUCUACGACAGGUGAUGAAGUCCUUGAAGUUGAGUACUACAUUGAAUAUACAGAACCAACAUAUCGAUAUGUACAACCUGCAAGAUCCAUGAAAGCGGUGUACUUAGUGGCUCCACGAAGAAAUCGCGUUCUCUAUUGGUGAAGCUAUUUUUUCUGUUUGAAACGACAAAAUCUCUUGCAUUCUAUCUUGCAGAGUAUUAUUCAUCAAGCUUUUGUUUGCUCUCUGAACUGUGAAAACGUUUGGUUAUAUUUUACUUUGAUUUCCAUCUUCCUGCACGAAUACACAAAAGGAACUAUAUAGCUAAUACACCUAGC
Opisthorchis viverrini is the source of this 448-nucleotide messenger RNA. RefSeq lists its product as hypothetical. The record is from RefSeq and is a predicted model, not a curated record. Bases 93 to 275 code for a protein of 60 amino acids. The transcript has 4 exons. Lineage: Eukaryota; Metazoa; Platyhelminthes; Trematoda; Opisthorchiida; Opisthorchiidae.